AUGGAGAAGAACAACAUGAGACAUGAGGCAUGGGGAUCUUUGAGAGAUGGAGAUUUUCAAGAAGAUGAUGUGUGGGAUGUUCUUGAUGGACAUCAUCAAUCAUCCUUCAUGAUCAGCAACCAUACCACGAAACCCUCUUUUUCAACCCAAAGUUUACUUUCAACCGAACCUCAAAAGAUUCCUAAGAGACACAUUAGAGAAGGAAUGACACCUAUUAGACAACAUUCGGUUCCUGUCAAUGUUCCUGACUGGUCAAUAGUUCAAGAAAGGACUAGAAAGCAAGUUGAUGUUGAUGAUAAUGAGAUUGUGUCUCCGGAGGAGUAUUUUAUGCGGCGCAGUAGAUCAUCCUCGUCGUCCUCGGUUAUGGAAGGAGUUGGAAGGAAAUUGAAAGGAAGAGAUUUGAGCAAAGUUAGGAAUGCCGUAUUGAAGAAAACUGGAUUUCUUGAAUAG
Molecule: messenger RNA, 450 nt
Organism: Arabis nemorensis
Lineage: Eukaryota; Viridiplantae; Streptophyta; Magnoliopsida; Brassicales; Brassicaceae
Source: the annotation of a GenBank genome assembly